Messenger RNA from Microplitis mediator, 3328 nucleotides. RefSeq names its product transcriptional protein SWT1 (gene Swt1). Gene Ontology annotation, cellular component: nucleus. The record is from RefSeq and is a predicted model, not a curated record. The transcript has 4 exons. The coding region runs from base 304 to 3234 and encodes 976 amino acids. NCBI's taxonomy places the organism in Eukaryota, Metazoa, Arthropoda, Insecta, Hymenoptera, Braconidae. Gene Ontology annotation, molecular function: protein binding.
UUAUAUAUUUUUAGUCCAAGGUUUUAUACGAAAGAGUUAACUUCAGGGUAUCAUUGACCAUGUUGACAAAAUUUAACCUAAAACUUUGUUUGGAAAAAAAAUAAAAUUAAAAGGUUUUAAAUUUGAAUGACUGCUAAGUCAUAAUUAAUAAAAGUAAACAUUUUUUAUCAACAUUACAAAUAUUAGUGAUUAUCAAUACGAGGUGUCAGAAGAAAUAGUUAUAAAUUUUCGUAUAUUUGCAUAUUAGAAAAUAAUGUAUGACUCAUUGGAUGAAUAGUAAUUUAGUGGACAUAAUUUUAAAUCAUGGCUAAGAAUAAUCUUCCAAAAGAUUGGAUUCUGGUUACAUCAACAACAGAUCCCACUCGUAAUUAUUUUUUUAAUACUGCUACCAAUAAGUCUACAUGGGAAUUUCCUGAUGGCUCUGAUAAUUUAUCAGCCCAGAGCCCGCGAAAAAAUGUGAGCAAGAAACGCAAAAAAACAAUGACUGAAGACAACGACAAAGUGCGCUACAGACCAUUCACACCAGAGCCAGAUGUUGAAAGAAGACCGAAACUCGUAGCCAAGAGAAAAUUAUCAACAGCAAGAGGUUCUGAGGGUAAGAAAAAAAAUAACGAUAAGCAAGAAUCAUCUAGUGAUACUCCGCAGAUGAAAGCGUUGAGAGAAAAAAUGCUGCAAAGACAAGCUGCUAAAGGCAGUGGGAUUAAAAAACCCAGAGCUUUAAAAAGUUCAACGUUGAAGAGUUCGCCGGGCGAAAAAAAAGAUGACAAAGUGGAUAAAGUUGAUAAAUCACCAGUGAAAGCUAGCAAAGCUUCAGCAUUUAAUGAUAAUGAUAAGGAUAAUAAUAAGAGUAAGGAUGAAGAUGAAGCAGAGAAAGUAAUGACACCACAAAUGAAAAUUUUAAAACAAAAAAUGCUGGCGCGUAGAUCAUUGCCAGCUGCUGCUGAUAAAAAAUCAAAGUCUGUGGCUAAAAUUAAUUCUAAAAAAUCACAAUCCACCCGUUUAUCUGCGAUACGAAAUAAAUCCAUGAGUGACAGCACUGUUACGUCAUCAACGUCUAUGUCCACGUCCGUGAUUGCUUCUACAUCUGCAUCUCCAUCUACAUCUCCGCCUGGUGAUUCUAAAUCAUCGAAACCAGGUAAUGUCUGCAGUCCACGAACCAGAGCUAGCAGAAGUAUUUCCUCUUUUCCAACGUCUCCGAGAAAAAGGCCAAGUAAAACAAUUAUUGAGACGAAAUUGAAACAACUGAAAACUCUGGAAGCGCCUCCAGGUGUUUCUGCUAAAAGAAUUCUAGUUACGGAUUCGGAAGAUCCGGAUAGAAAAAACGAAGCUCAUUUUUUGAUAAAAUCUAUCAGUCCGCCUUCUACUAGCGGUUGUAUCAAUAAUAAUAUCAAAAUUCCUCGGAUUCAAAGGGUUAAAAGUGACACUAGUUCUACAACAGAUUCAGAAGAUUCGCCUACUGUUUAUAAAAAUGCCGAGGAUCGGAUGAAAGCUUUGUGUAGCAGCCUUAAAACCCAGCGUGCUUGUGACAAGAGAUUAUUUAGUCUGCCUUCAGACGAUUCUACCGAUAAAAGAUUUAAUAAUUCUACGGUUCUAAAGUCUUUUAGUCAUGAAGAGUUUUAUGAAGAAAUGGAUUGGGAGCCCAGUGAAGAAGAAAAAAUAGUCUUUGAGAUUCAAAAUGUCAGAUCACAAUUACCAACUGGAGACGAUGUUCAAAUGAUAGAGAUGACCAAAAACGGAUUAGAUCUGACUGACAAUGUAACGCUACGAGAAACAAGCGAUAGUUUGCGUAAGCUGUACAUUGUAGUGGACACAAAUGUCUUUCUAUCAAAUCUCCAAGCAAUCGAGGAAGCGCGCGAUGCGGUAUUCAAAUUUUACCACCGUCCUAUAAUCAUCGUCCCCUGGACAGUAAUACGGGAGCUGGACUUCAUAAAAGACGACAAAUCAAACUCGCGACCCGCGAGUCUCAAGACCAAAGCGCGACAAGCGAUCCAGUUCCUCAACAAUCAUUUCGCUGAAAAGCACCCGCGGAUUCUGGGCCAAACCUUCGCGGAUGUUUUGGCCAACAGACAGAAGUUCGAGCUGGAGUGUCCUGAUGACGAAAUAUUGCAAACUUGCUUGCAAAUAAAAACCGCGGGUCAUCAUGUCGUUUUAUUGACGUACGACAAAAAUCUCUGCAACAAAGCGAUGAUUAACAACGUGAUUUUCAUCGGCAAAAAUGAUCCGCUUGAGAAAAUAGAUUAUUUGAAAGAGAGUGAAAUUAAAGAACGUCUCAGUCUUACAGACAGUCUGAAAGACAGCGGAGAGCUAGACAACGGGAGAGAAUCGAGAGCUGAAUUUUUGAUCGCCGAAGAAAUGUUACAGGAUGUAAACACAGCGUUGACGUCAUUCCUGUCUGUGAUCGUCACCAAAGAAUUGAAGAACUUGUUUGGCGAUAACUGGGAACGUCAUGCAAUUUUGCGACCCCCUUGGACAAUUAUAACCGUAUUGAGGUGCGCCACCAAGCACUGGAUCGCCGCGGUCAGUGAAUCCUUUUCUAGACAAGGGGAAUUUAUUAUCAAAGAUCUGUUACAAGCUAUUUCUGGUCUGCGGUACCGUUGCCAGCUGAAGGAUGUCGAGCAGGUUAUUAAACUUUUUUACGACCUCGUGGGAUGUUUGAAAGCGGAAAAGUACCCGAAUAUUAUUGGUAAUGUCACUGGAACAAUUGAAGAGUUGAAGCAGAAGUACAGAGACAGUGUGAAAUUAAUUUACCGGAAUAAUAAUGAAGUUAAUUGUGAUAAUGAUCCCAGACGUGAAGAGGAACACGAAGCAAAAGCUGCAUUGGCGUUCAGUUAUUUUGAAAAUGUCUACGCACAUGCGCGUGACUUGUGCGGUACCGCUGCACAAAUUAUGGGCAUGAUGUGCACGUUUCCGUAUAAAAAAAUCGACUCGCCGUCUAUUGUUGAUGACAUUAAAAAAAUGAGACCUGAAGUUGCUGGCAAUUUGAACAGGUUACUGCAAAUCUUGAGCACUGCGCUCGAUGAAAUUGAUGAGCUGGAUAUUAAUCAUUCUUCUGUACGAGCACUGCAUCAAGUAUUAACGACUUUUACUCCAGAAGCUUUUGGCAACCAGAAGUUGUCUCCGCUGGAUGUUUACUGCUGUUUGAAACGCAGGGAAAAAUCUUUGAGACUCGGACUGGGACAGUUACAAGAGCUGAGUAGCCAUUUUUGUAGAAUGGCCACUUUCAAGUCUUCAUAAUUUUUUUAUGGUAAUUAUUUGUGGAUAUUAAUUUUUGGUCGUAAAAAAUAUCGUUAAUUUUCAGGUUGAUAGAGAAAAUUUUUUAGUAUCAGUC